Messenger RNA from Zingiber officinale, 674 nucleotides. RefSeq names its product mitochondrial import receptor subunit TOM9-2-like. Gene Ontology annotation, biological process: intracellular protein transport. The record is from RefSeq and is a predicted model, not a curated record. Lineage: Eukaryota; Viridiplantae; Streptophyta; Magnoliopsida; Zingiberales; Zingiberaceae. The transcript has a single exon. Bases 56 to 406 code for a protein of 116 amino acids. Gene Ontology annotation, cellular component: mitochondrial outer membrane.
UACCUCCCUCCUUGCACCGAGAGCCGAGCCGCCUCUUCCUUUCUCACUCGCAAAAAUGUCGUCUUCCUCCUCGAGCCGAAAGGGUUCGCUUCCGGGACGGGGCGACGGCGGCGGUGGAGGCGAGGGCGUGCUGUCCCGCGUUUCAAGCUCCGUAUCCCAGUCUGCGAUCGUCGCGCGGGGCAGGAUCGCGGCCGCCGAGGCUGCCACCGUGACUAAGAAGCUCCUUCGUAGCACCGGGAAGGCCGCGUGGAUCGCCGGCACCACCUUUCUCAUCCUCAUCGUCCCUCUUAUCAUCGAGAUGGACCGUGAACAACAGCUCAACGAGUUGGAGAUGCAGCAGUCCGCCCUCCUCGGCGCCCCCACCGCCCCGCCGCCCCCAUACGCCGCCGCUGCAACAUCCAAGUGAGAGAAAAACUGGGAGUCGGCGAUCCGAUCCCAUGCUUAGAUCGGUGGUAGUGGUAAUUCCUAUUAGGCAGCCGCAUUUAAUUUGAUGACUAGAACUGCUUUGGUGUUCUUGUUGAACUAAAUUUUAGAUUUCAUGAGGAUGAUGGAGGAUUAUUCUAUUUGGUUGUUUUCAGUGAUUCCUUCUGAUGAAGGUAGAAAUAGUGUCCAAGAAUCAAGAUGAGAUAUUUCAUUGCAUAAAUGAUUGACCAUGGUUGUUAAUCUCUUAACAA